Neolamprologus brichardi is the source of this 1890-nucleotide messenger RNA. Its product is annotated as dehydrogenase/reductase SDR family member 11-like. The record is from RefSeq and is a predicted model, not a curated record. NCBI's taxonomy places the organism in Eukaryota, Metazoa, Chordata, Actinopteri, Cichliformes, Cichlidae.
GCAGCCUCGGUGUCUAUCAAAGUAGGCGAAAAGUGGUCGAUUGGGCGGAGAAUUGGAGCUUUGUUUGAGAGCAAAGGGAGCCUGGAGUUAUGUUUGAGAUGUUUAUAUAAAUGCUUUAUAUCACAGGACACUCGUCACUCACGCUCUCUUUAUACUUGUGAUUCUUUCCUUGUUCUUUCGUGCGUGUCCGAACACCGGUGUCCGGGCUGUGAUGGAGCGCUGGCGGGGCAGAGUGGCUCUGGUGACCGGAGCCUCGGUCGGGAUUGGGGCGGCUUUAGCUGUAGAGCUGGCACAGCUCGGAAUGAAAGUAAUGGGCUGCGCCAGGGACGUCGAAAAAAUACAGAAACUGGCAGCAGAGUGUCAGAGCGCCGGCCACUCUGGUGUUCUGGUGCCUUUCAAGUGUGACUUGACCAACGAAGAGGAGAUUCUGUCCAUGUUUGCAGCGAUCAAACAGCAGCACAGAGGCGUGGACGUGUGCAUCAACAACGCCGGCUUGGCUCACCCAGAGCCGCUGCUAAGUGGCAAAACCAGCAGCUGGAAGAACAUGAUGGAUGUGAACGUUUUUGGAUUGAGUAUCUGCACGCGUGAAGCAUAUCAGUCAAUGAAAGAGAGACAUGUUGAUGAUGGCCACAUCAUAAACAUAAACAGUGUAUGUGGACAUCAUGUGAUUCCCCAUGGUGAGGUACAUUUCUACGCCGCCACCAAGUUUGCUGUAACCGCUCUGACUGAGGGCCUAAGGCAGGAGCUCCGUGCAGAAAACACCCAUAUCCGAGCCACAAGCAUUUCUCCCAGCUUAGUGAAGACUGAAUUUCCUUUGCGGCUCUAUAGCAACAAUCCAGAUAUAAAAGCCAGAGUUUUCUCUGCAUAUAAGCCUUUGGAAGCAAAAGAUGUUGUCAACGUUGUUAUAUAUGUGCUCGGUGCCCCUCCUCAUGUUCAGAUUGGAGAGGUUCAGGUGCUAGCAACAGAGCAGAAGUUUUAGAGUUGCACCAUGAGACCCUCCUGAAUUAAUAAGACCAAUUCUUCUCCUUUAUGAAACUGACGACCAGCAUUGGGUGUAACAUGCUGCCGUAAUCAGAUUACAUUUUUUCAGUAAUACAACACAGUUGUAACAAUUAUAGCACUACUGGCCUUUUGAAGGUUCUUCCAAUCAUCUGGAGGAUGGCCAAAUAGAAAGAAAAAACUGUUAAUCAUGUCUUGCUGUUGCUCUAUAACCAGCUGAUUUUAGUUCGUGUGUAAGCAGCAGGAAAAUUGUAAAAUGGGAAUCAACUUCUGAGGAGUAAAAAUAAGGACAUUACUUGUAUUUCUUGUAUUGCAUGAAUUGAUAAGAGCACAAUGGUAAAAGCACAAACUGCAUCCAUGAUGGAAGCAACUGCAUUAUACAACUAACUCAACAUUAGCUCUUUGCAAAUAUCUGCACACACACCAUGCAAACACAAGGCUAGUUAAAAGCCCAGAGAGAUAGCUGAGUGUAUGCUAACCCCAGCCCAGCAGCCAGAGCCUGAUCUUAAACAUCUAACAAAUGCAGUGAUGAGGUCGGAGGUUCCAUUUCUACCCACUCUACCUGUUUCUACAGUGUAAUCACAGUGGCAGUCUUUUUUUAAACAGUGUUAGAGCUGGUUUUCAGCGUUUAGAAUUAAACGCUAAAAGAAAUGCAUAUCCACGCAAGUUGGGGAUUUGUGUCAGUGUGUGGGGCUAUAGCCUAAGGUCAUGUUGUUCUUGGUAAUUAUAUGAUAGUGUAUUUCAGGGAAUCUUACAGAGUAAAAUCUCACAGGUAAUGUGAGUAAUGACUGAAACACAGGGGACAGUUUAUGAUCUGGUCCUAAAAUAACUUUAUGAUGUUUGUGCUGGAAAAUUUUACUAAUUUAUCUAAUAAAAUGGUGUUCAAGGAAA